This is a messenger RNA of Macadamia integrifolia, 1341 nucleotides long. Its product is annotated as protein ACCELERATED CELL DEATH 6-like. The coding region runs from base 46 to 1341 and encodes 431 amino acids. The record is from RefSeq and is a predicted model, not a curated record. The transcript is spliced from 2 exons. Lineage: Eukaryota; Viridiplantae; Streptophyta; Magnoliopsida; Proteales; Proteaceae. Gene Ontology annotation, molecular function: protein binding.
CUUUCAUAGACCGAGCAAGUGAGUGUUGUGGAGUUGAAUCAAAAUAUGGAGAGGCUUAUGAGUAAGAGACUCUACGAAGCAGCAACAACAGGAGACAAGAAAGUAUUCGAAGAGAAAAACGAGAUGCUUCAUCUCUUCACUUGGACACACGAGGAAAACAAUUGUCUGCACAUAGCAGCGAGGUUUGGACAUGAAGAGUUCAUAAGAAGAGUUCUUAGUCUUUGCCCUACCCUUCUAUAUCAACUAAACUCCAGAGAAGAUAACCCUCUUCAUGUCGCUGCAAGGGCUGGCUAUUUUCGCGUCGUUAAAGUCCUUACUGAUACCUUCCAACAUCUCCAGCUCCAGCCUCCUGAAACCAGUACUGGAAGUAGUAGUGAUUCAAAGAGGCCUUUGAGAGAAGCAGAGGAAGGGGGAAGAUCUUCAUCAAGUCUAAUGUGGACGGUUCAAAAGGAACAGAAUAAUAUUAGCUCUCCUCCAAGAUAUAGAAGUGAAAGUAGAGAAAUAUGGAGAAGUCAAAACUGUGAUGGCAGCACAGCUCUUCAUGAAGCUUUACGAGGGAAACAUGAGGAUGUGGCGUUGCAUCUGCUGGAUCUAGACAGUGAAGUGCUCGUCCAUGUUGUCAAUUCCAGAAACGAGAGUCCAUUGUACCUAGCUGCUGAAGCUGGGCUCGUUCGUGCUUUGAAUAAAAUUCUUGGGGCAGGUGGGCACCUCAACACUGCUGGCCCCAAGGAUCAGACUCCCUUCCAUGCUGCAGUUUUGCCUGGAAGCGCAGAGUGCAUAAAAAUUCUAUACGAGAGGAUUCCAGAACUCAUCAAAGUACAAGAUUUAUAUGGAAAAACAGCUUUACACUAUGCAACACAAGAAAAAUCUCUCAAGAUAAUGGAUUUACUAUUGGAGUUGGAUGCUUCUUCUGCAUACAUACGGGACAAAGAUGGGCUCACACCUCUAUUAGUUGCAGCCAGCAUAGGUCCUCCAGAAUCUGUCAGGAUUAUACUAGAUGCCUGCCCAGGCUCAAUUGAGUCUCUAGAUAAUAUGGGUCGCAAUGCACUUCACCUAGCCGUGAUGCAUAGUGCUGUCAAAUAUUUCUCAAAAAUCUCGAGAAUGCCUGAAAUGAAGGCCAUUAUAAACGAACCUGACAAUGAAGGGAACACGCCACUGCAUCUAGCAACCAUGGGCCAUAAAUAUCUGCAAGCACGAGCGUUGUUAUCUACAAAACAUGUGGAUUUAACAGCCAAGAACCACUUCGGGCAGACAGCUUUAGAUAUGAGCGUUUUGGAUUGGGAACUUUCCAUCCGACAGGUAUUCUACCUUUCUCCACACGAAAUUGGAUUCGUUUGUUAG